AUGGGUCGACUAUUAAUAUAUUUUCAGUUUAAGAAUCCAAAUAGACAGGAAGCAUAGAUUCCACGUGUGAAGUAACUUGGCUGUCAAAAAUGAAGUAACAAGCGGCUAGUAGUGUUUUUAAAGUCAAUUAUCAUGUUAUGACUAAUGCCAAGCGAAGUCAAACCUCGGAUUACAAUUCUCUAUGGGUCUCAAAAAGGUCAAGCCCAGUCCAUAGCUGAAGGGAUAGCUGAAGAGGCAGAAGAGCACGGACUACUUGCUGAGCUCAGCUGUUUGGAUCAGAAAGAUAAGUACAAUUUGGAGAAGGAGAAGUCCCCGGUAAUCUUCAUUGUGUCUACUACUGGAGAUGGAGAGCCACCAGACAAUGCCCUACAAUUUGUCAAGCAAAUAAAGAAGAAGAACCUCUCAUCCAAUCACUAUCAACACAUUCACUAUGCACUUUUAGCUUUAGGAGACACAAAUUAUGAAAACUUUUGCAACUGUGGCAAGACAAUUGAGCGACGUCUACAAGAACUCGGAGCCCAGCAGUUCUAUGCAACAGGCUAUGCAGAUGACGGUGUAGGGUUGGAGCUGGUUGUGGACCCCUGGCUUGAAGGACUGUGGAAAGCUGUCAAAGCAGCGUUAGCAAAUAUGGAAUCUGAAUGGACUAUCAAAGAGGAUUCAGAGAAGACAAUUACCACUUCAUCCACACCGGAUCUCCAGCUAAACUUACUAACCAUCACUGACCAUCAGACUCCAGUUUUGGACCCUGAUUGUGAAUCUACUGGUUCAGUUCCUACCCUGAAUGUUGCAUCCCCAUCAGUUGAAAGUGUUAAUUUAACCAUAUUACCAGCAGAGAGACCAAAUGUGGAUUCUGGAAUGCCCAGUGCACCUUCACUGUCACGCUCGGUGCCUCCACUAUCUGACUUGUCUCUUAAUGUCCCCACUCUUCCUCCAUCAUUUCUUGACGUGUCUCUUCUGGAAGUAGACACAGCGGAUGAGAUUUGUGCACCAUUAAACAGCGAAACCCUCAAUAAGGUUCCUAUAUCCCGUGCGGUUCGUUUAACAACAGGGGAGUCGGUCAAGACAGCCAUCCUUUUUGAGCUUGACAUCUCUGCGUAUCCAACGUUGACCUAUCAACCUGGGGAUUCGUUUGAUGUUUUCUGCCCGAAUAGAAUAUCUGAGGUCAAGCAAUUGCUCCAAAGAUUGAGCCUUGAAGAGAAGAAAAAUCACCGUGUUAAAGUUUCUCUACUUGAAAACACAAAGAAAAAAGGUGCUCAGGUGCCCUCAUACCUACCUCAGUACAUUUCUUUACGGUACCUGCUAACAUGGUGUCUGGAGAUUAGAAGUGUUCCCAAGAAGGCCUUCUUGCGAGCACUGGCUGAGCAUACAACAAACAGUGUGCAGAAGAGAAGACUGCUGGAGCUUUCUAGCAAACAGGGCACCGCCGACUACAACCAGUUUGUGAGAGAGUCGAGCCUCAGUGUUUUGGAGCUUCUUGCUGCCUUCCCAUCCUGCCUGCCUCCCCUCAGUCUUCUUAUAGAGCAUCUCCCCAAGCUGCAGCCAAGGCCUUAUUCAGCUGCGAGCUCAUGCCUUCAACACCCAGGCAAGAUGAAUUUCGUCCUGAGCCUUGUCGAGUUCUCGGCAUGUUCGGGUCGUCCUGCGGGGAGGCGGGGCUUGUGUACAGGUUGGCUCUUUGACCUCGCCGCCCCUGUCCUAGUUCUCCCAGGGAAGGGUGAACCGCAUUGUGACACGGCCCUGCCGCAGAUCCAUGUGAGUUUGAGACCCAACUGCUCCUUUCGACAUCCACCAGACACAUCCGUGCCUCUCGUAAUGGUUGGACCUGGCACAGGUGUAGCACCCUUCAUUGGCUUCCUCCAGCAAAGAGAAAAGGAGAGGCAGCAGAAUCCUGAUGCAGUGUUUGGCGAGACCUGGUUGUUUUUCGGUUGUCGCUACAAAGACCGAGAUUACCUAUUCAGAGAGGAGCUGGAGGGCUUUGUGUUAAGUGGUACUUUAGACCAUCUCAAAGUAUGUUUCUCUAGAGAAGACCCCAAGGAAGAGGACACAAUCAUCUCAGGAGGAACUCCCAAAUACGUCCAACACAAUUUACUACUUCACAGCCAGAAGAUCAUCAACAUCCUGCUCAAGCAAAACGGUUGCCUCUAUGUGUGUGGGGAUGCCAAGAACAUGGCUAAAGACGUAAACGACUCCCUGAUAGAGAUGAUCAAGACUGAGCUUCAGAUAGACCAACUGGAGGCCAUGAAGCAACUGGCUAGCCUGAGGGAGCAGAAACGCUACUUGCAAGACAUCUGGGGAUGACGGUGGACUUCAUUUUUACAUGAUCUGAGCUUACAACGUGCUCAAUCAUAGCCUUCUGAACUAAGAAAGUAUUGCUGCUAACCUUAAUAGAAUGUUCGCUGCAUCAUUUUGGAGAAGGACCUAAGCACAUGAGAUCUUGACAUCAUCUCAUGCACUAACCUCAACUGGCCAAUAACGAGUUGAAUUGAUUCUUAUGGUGUGAAAAUGCUUUUAGGCUUCAUGUUCGCCCUGCCGGGAAAAGCAUUUAAGUCGGCUUUGAUUGAGGGAUUCCAAUACGACUGAAAGCCGGAUAUGGUUCCUCCUUAAAUAAACAACCAAGUCAUUUACACGCAAACCCACAUACAAAUAUUAAAGGCUUGUGCACGGUGCAGAAAUUGAUUUUUUUUUAGUAUUGUGCUAUUUCUUUUUAAUGUGCAAAACCCCCUGCCAACUAAAUACACUACAUUUGCAAAGAACCUCUGAAGGCUGCACAUCAAUAACUCCGUAGGUUUAUAAGACUCUUUAGUUUGGUCCCAUUUUAUACUGUCUAAUGUAUUUAAUUAUGGAGUUUCAGUUUAAAAAAUAUAUGAAUGAAGGCAAAAUCCAAGACUGGUUUCUUUUUUGUAUGAUAAAGUUUGUUUGUUUGGGCCUGAUAAUACCAUUUUAGACUACGCCAAAUGUUGUCCCGGUUGAGCUAUGAUCUUAAAAACAAACAAUCACACUGCCUGCCUUAUUGUGUAGUCUGGAAAUAAAAUCAUUUUACAAACUUCCAAUGGCACCGCUAUUACUUUCUUUGCUUUUUAUUUUUAUGUCUUAAACCUGUCCUGAUCACAUUAAGAGCAUUACUUACUCCCAUUGUGAUCAUUCAAUAUAUCCCGUUUAUUAUGACAA
This is a messenger RNA of Corythoichthys intestinalis (scribbled pipefish), 3165 nucleotides long. It is a transcript of the gene mtrr, whose product is annotated as 5-methyltetrahydrofolate-homocysteine methyltransferase reductase. Gene Ontology annotation, cellular component: cytosol. The record is from RefSeq and is a predicted model, not a curated record. Gene Ontology annotation, biological process: homocysteine metabolic process. Lineage: Eukaryota; Metazoa; Chordata; Actinopteri; Syngnathiformes; Syngnathidae. The transcript is spliced from 15 exons. Gene Ontology annotation, molecular function: [methionine synthase] reductase (NADPH) activity; flavin adenine dinucleotide binding; FMN binding. The coding region runs from base 145 to 2295 and encodes 716 amino acids.